UCUUCAAGUGACUAAUUGUCUAAUUAAUUACUUUCACUUUAUUUAUUUUAAUCAAGUUUUCUCUUUGUUUUGCUUCCCAGGAAUGUACUUUGAUCUGUUUAGUGUUUUUUCUCUGUGCUCCUCUUAUUUGUAACAUCUUUUUUGUUUUCUAUCUUCAAUUCAGUUAAUCUUGAUUCUAAAGAGAUGAUGAUGUUGAGUUACAGAUAGAAAUCAAUUGAUUAUGAUUUUGUUUUAAAUUGGAAGAGAAUUGUUUUUUUUUGUUUCUUUCUUCCUUUUCCUCUGUUCUUCCUAUUUUUUGUUCUUUUUGUUUGUAAUGUAAAGAAUGGCCAGUAGAUUAUCUAUGGUUAGAGCUGCUGCUAUUCUUUGUUUUCUACUUUUUUCCAUCUCCCUAUUGAUCAUUGGCUACUUGUGUCCAGAUAAUGUUUGCUCUCUCAGUAACUGGUCAUUUUCGGAGUCAAGGUAUAAAUUAUGGACAAAAUAUAGUUAUAAACAUAUUCCAAAUCAUGUUGGUAAAUCUCUUAUGUACAUGGAAUCUGGUAAAAUUGAUCCUGGUGGUGGUGGAAUCACUGGUUUCAGUACAAGUGAAACAAUUGAGUCUAUCGAGUCAAUGAAAUUGAUGAGACCAUCUCAUCGAGCAAUUAAUCCUAGUAAAAAGCUUAAUACAAUGUCUUUCGAUCAAAUAAUUAAAGAUCCAAAUUUUAUGUUCGACAUAAAAGGUGAUGAUGUUAUGGUUUUUCUUCAUAUGCAAAAAACUGGUGGAACAAGUUUCGGCCACCAUUUAGUACGAGAUCUUGAUCUUGAAGCACCUUGUCAAUGUAGAAAAGGUAAAAAGAUUUGUAAAUGUAUCAGACCCAAUUCAGAGUCACGAUUAUGGUUAUUUUCCCGAUACACUACUGGUUGGAAAUGUGGAUUACAUGCCGAUUGGACUGAAUUAACUAAUUGUGUUGACAGUGUUAUGAACCAGAGUGACCGUUCAAAGGUUUCAGAUCAUCACUAUUUUUUUAUUACUCUACUUCGUGAACCAGUUUCACGAUUUUUAAGUGAAUUUCGUCACACCCAACGAGGUGCUACUUGGAAAAAUUCGUUGCAUCUUUGUGGAGGUAGACCAGCACUUCCAGAGGAAUUACCUUCAUGUUACACGGGUGAAGAUUGGACUAAUGUAUCUCUUCAAGAAUUUAUCGCUUGCCCCUACAAUUUAGCGAUUAAUCGGCAAACCCGAAUGUUAGCCGAUCUAACAUUGGUUGGAUGUUAUAAUCGAUCGAUUAUGUCGGAACACCAACGGAACACAAUACUACUUGCUAGUGCCAAAGAGAAUCUCAAACGAAUGGCUUUCUUUGGCCUUUGCGAGCAGCAGAAAAUUUCACAAUAUCUUUUCGAGUCAACAUUUAAAUUAUAUUUUCUUCAACCUUUCAUUCAACUAAAUGAAACUCAUUCAAGUCUUGCACUUGAUGAAUUGGAUAAAUCAGUUUUGGACAAGAUUCGUUGGUUAAAUCAUUUAGAUGUUGAACUUUACAAUUAUGGUCAACAAUUGUUAGCUGAAAGGUUACAAUUGAUGAAAACAUUGGACUCAAAUUUUACUUACAACUUUAAUCAUCUUGGAUUAACCAAUAUCAAUAAAUCGGAAGCCAAUUCCAAUCGAAGUCAAUUUAAUUUAGAUGAUUCUGAUGACCUUUCACCCGAAAUGCGACUCAUUCGUAAAAUGGAGCAAUUAAAAAAGAAGCGAUUGAAUGAUAAAAAAUCUAAAAGCUCACAACAAUUAAGUAACCAUUGAUUAGAUUAAUCAAUUUUUAUUGACAAUCUUUCUUCCUCUCUCUCUCUACUAUAAGUCAUCAUUUGGAUAACAAUUAAUUUAUUUGCUGGAAAAUUUUAAUGUUCACAUUGAUAAUUUACAAUUUAAUUGUUAAUUUAUAUUUUUUUUGAGUAUUUUCUGGUUUAAUUAGUGUUUGGAGUUUUCUUUUGAGACUAAUUGUUAAAAUCUAUGAGAAAAUCAAAUAACCCCAAUUCUUGCUAGGCAGUUAUUUAUAAUCAACUUUAAAUUGCACAAAAUGAUUUGUUUUUUUAUAUAAAAAUCAAUUAUGACAAUAACCUAAAUUGUCAGACCACAAUUCAACUUAAACGAUCUCAAUUUACAUUGUAUUUUGUCAACAAUUUAAUUCACAGUCUUCCAAUUAAUUGACAAUUCUUCAAUCAAGAAACUGAAAGUGAAAGUGAAUACUUUCAAUCAUCAUCUCAACAAUUAAUGCUAAUCAGCUAAUUGAGUUGUGACUCUAGUGCCAUUCAUUGUGAUCAAAGUGCUUCUCAUCAUCAUCUUAUUCAUCAUCUUAAUUAUAAUCUUUAAUUGUCUUUAUAUAUAUUCUAACAAUUAUGAUCACAAACUGAUCUCAUCUACUGUUUGUAUUAAUUUAAUUGAAAUUCAAUCAGACAACAAUUUCCUCUUUCCCAACUUUUUCAAUUGUAUUAGACUGAAAUUUAAGAUGUUUAAUUGAUUCAAUUUUAACCAUUGUCACCAUUAAUUGUGUAACAGAAUUCAUUUUGUAAUAUAUCAAUAAUAAUGAUCAAUCAAUUGCAAUAAAAAUCCCAUUUAUUAUAUCA
Messenger RNA from Panonychus citri (citrus red mite), 2592 nucleotides. It is a transcript of the gene Hs6st, whose product is annotated as heparan-sulfate 6-O-sulfotransferase 2-like. The transcript is spliced from 2 exons. Gene Ontology annotation, cellular component: membrane. The record is from RefSeq and is a predicted model, not a curated record. The coding region runs from base 323 to 1771 and encodes 482 amino acids. NCBI's taxonomy places the organism in Eukaryota, Metazoa, Arthropoda, Arachnida, Trombidiformes, Tetranychidae. Gene Ontology annotation, molecular function: heparan sulfate 6-sulfotransferase activity.